GUCAGUCUAGGGCUUGCACACAACUUGAUAUUUGAAUACUGUACAGAACAUUUGUAUGUUUUACCAACUGCACCAGUCACCCACACGCACAACAGUUAAAGAUUGGUAUGACGGGGCUUAUGAAGAGAAUGUGAUAAUACGACGACCGGUAACUCGUAAUUGAAUUCAUAUAAUCAAUGAUCUGCACAGCGAAUCGCGGCGCUUUAGACGACUGGGCCACCCGUGACCCCGACAGACUAUUUCUUUGAAACAAAUAAUGGCUACUGACGUCAACGGUUCUCCGAAUCUUUCUGACAAAUAUGGUCCAAUGUUCCGGGACCCAGUUUACCGGAAGUUGCGAGAUAUUCUUGAUCUGCCGGCGGGCGAAAGGUCGCUUGAAGCCAUCAUUGGAGGAAUCAAGAUGACAAUAGCUAUCAUGAAAACCCGGAAUGAAUAUCUGGACACCCAUUGUUCCCCUGACAGUGCUACCCUUGAGGAGAUCCGCUUGUUUACAGAGGCAUCUGAUUGGUCCACAGCCAAAGCGAGACAUCACCUGGAAAAGCAAAAGGGGAUUGGCAUGCUGACAGGCAAAUCUGAAGGUGAAUUCCUCAAAUUUUUGGUGAGCAUGCAACAAGCGAAGCGUGUCCUUGACAUUGGCAUGUUUACCGGAUACAGUGCCUUGGCCAUGGCGGAAGCUGUGCCACCAGAUGGCGUGGUGAUCACUUGCGACAUUGAGCAGUACCUGGAAAAAAUCAAUCGGAAGAAGUUCGACGAAUCUCCUCACGGAAAUAAGAUUGAAAUUAAAAUAGGUAACGCCAACGAUACGAUGUUGAGUAUGGCGGAGGAAGGACAGACAUUUGACUUCAUCUUCGUAGACGCUGAUAAAGAAAACUACGUGACGUAUUACAAUACCAUCAUGAAUCAUGGCCUUCUAACGGAUAAUGGGACGAUCGCAUUCGACAACGCUCUACUAAACGGUGGAGCAUAUCUUGAUACUGACAACCCCGCUGAUGCCCUGAACAGGCGGGUGGAGAAGGACACAAGGGUAAGAAGGGUUCUUCUACCUGUGCGAGAUGGCGUACUGCUGGUACGCAGAGUAAAGGAUGUGAUUGGACCACGCUAUGGUCAUGUGUCUACAGAUUAGAGGUCUUCAUCCUACGUUACAUACUGUAGCUAGUGGUAUGUUCCUGAUGCUGCGGAUAGUGUCCUCCUCAACCACGGUGGGACGCGGAUCACCAACGGCAGUUGCCGCUGUCACAUCUGACACAACAGUCAAUACUACUCUUCACUGGAAUAUCUACAUCACAUCGCAGCAACUAAGGCAGUUGUCUUAGAAUUAUGAAGGGCACAGUGACGUGAACUCAUAUAUGACAUUAACAUGAUCAGACUGAGUCCGAAUGGGGUUUCCAAAAACAAAUCCUUAAGUGUUAAUUCAAAUCCACUUUUUUCUUCAUAAGUAUCGUUACGAGGUUAUUCCCAAAUUGAAACGCAAAUGUUAACCGAGAAAUUGGUAUGUACAGAACUUAAUUGUGAAAUGUAAACAUUGGUGAUCAAUCUUUACAUGUUACACACUGUAUGAGUGAGUGAGUGAGUUGGGUUUAACGCCGCUUUUAACAGUAUUACAGUUAUAUCACGGCAUGUCAGCUUAAUGUGGGAGGAAAGCCCGAAGUGAUGCACUUUUACCACUUCGGUGAAACCCACGAGCACGGGUA
Messenger RNA from Haliotis rufescens (red abalone), 1691 nucleotides. Its product is annotated as caffeoyl-CoA O-methyltransferase 1-like. Lineage: Eukaryota; Metazoa; Mollusca; Gastropoda; Lepetellida; Haliotidae. The transcript is spliced from 6 exons. Bases 257 to 1123 code for a protein of 288 amino acids. Gene Ontology annotation, molecular function: O-methyltransferase activity; S-adenosylmethionine-dependent methyltransferase activity. The record is from RefSeq and is a predicted model, not a curated record.